Molecule: messenger RNA, 2073 nt
Organism: Odocoileus virginianus texanus
Lineage: Eukaryota; Metazoa; Chordata; Mammalia; Artiodactyla; Cervidae
Gene: NECAB2
Product: N-terminal EF-hand calcium binding protein 2
Biological process (GO): regulation of amyloid precursor protein biosynthetic process
Cellular component (GO): cytoplasm
Molecular function (GO): calcium ion binding
Source: RefSeq, a predicted model, not a curated record
CCCCGAGUACCACAAGGUUCACCAGAUGAUGCGCGAGCAGUCCAUCCUGUCGCCCAGCCCCUACGAGGGCUACCGCAGCCUCCCGGAGCACCAGCUGCUACUCCUCAAGGAGGACCGCCAGGCCGUGUUCCGCGACCCCCAGGGCCUCCAGAAGGUCUUCGGCGUGGCCCUGGUGCUGGUGCUCAUCGGCUCCCACCCCGAUCUGUCCUUCCUCCCGGGGGCGGGCGCCGACCUCACUGUGGACCCCGACCAGCCCCUGAGCGCCAAGAGGAACCCCAUUGAGGUGGACCCCUUCACCUACCAGAGCAUCCACCAGGAGGGCCUGUACGCCGUGGGGCCACUGGCCGGGGACAACUUUGUGCGCUUCGUGCAGGGCGGGGCCCUGGCCGUGGCCAGCUCCCUGCUGCGGAAGGAGGCCAGGAAGCCACCCUAGCGCCUGGCCCGGCAGCCUUACACCCAGGCCCUAAGAGGAGGGAGAUCACCACAGCCCUGCCGGAUGCACAGUGCGUCCCAAGAUGCCCCAGUGAUGGAAGGGGGCCUCUCCUGCAGGAGACAGGAGCAGCCAUGAGCCCACACCACAGGCCUCUCAGAUGAAGAGUGGGAAACCCAGACUGCCCGGACUCAGACCAGGGUGGAAACAGUGGCCACAGGACACGAUUUUCCGCCGUGCGGACAAAAAUGAUGACGGGAAGUUGUCCUUGGAGGAGUUCCAGCUCUUCUUUGCAGAUGGCGUCCUCAAUGAGAGAGAACUGGAGGAUCUCUUCCACACCAUCGACUCCGACAACACCAACCAUGUGGACACCAAGGAGCUGUGUGACUACUUUGUGGACCACAUGGGGGACUACGAGGACGUCCUAGCUUCCCUGGAGACCUUGAACCACUCCGUGCUGAAGGCCAUGGGCUACACCAAGAAGGUGUACGAGGGCGGGAGCCACGUGGACCGGUUUGUGACGCGCUUCCUCCUGAAGGAGACGGCCAACCAGAUCCAGUCCCUGCUGAGCUCGGUCGAGAGCGCGGUGGAGGCCAUCGAAGAGCAGACCAGCCAGAUCCGACAGAACCACAGCCGGCCCAGCCAUGGCGCGGUGGAGACCUGGUCCGGGAGCCCCACUCCCCCCUGCGCCCCGAACCACAAGCUCAUGGCUGCGGAGCAAGGAAAGAACUUUCCGCCUGGCACCUCAGACCCCAAGGAGGACGGCCUGGAUGCCCAGAUCAGCAGGCUGGCGGGGCUUAUUGGACGGCUGGAGAACAAGACCCUUUGGUUUGACCUUCAGCAGCAUCUCUCGGACGAAGAGGGCACCAACAUGCACCUGCAGCUGGUCCGGCAGGAGAUGGCCGUGUGCCCGGAGCAGCUGGGCGGCUUCCUGGACUCUCUGCGCCAGUACGUGCGGGGCACCGCCGGGGCCAGGAACUGCUUCCACAUCGCUGCCGUGAGGUUGGCGGACGGUGUCACCUUCGUGGUCUAUGAGUUCUGGGAGACGGAGGAGGAGUGGAAGAGGCACCUGCAGAGCCCUGUGUGCAAGGCGUUCCGGCACGUCAAGGUGGACACACUGAGCCAGCCUGAGGCCUUCUCCCGGAUCUCUGUGCCAGCUGCUUGGUGCACCCUGGGCCGUGACUGACCACCUCCCCGAGGCCCCACAGAUGAGUCUGCCGCCCUGCUCCCUCUGACGACGGAUGUCCACUCUUUUCUAGAAACUUUGGUAUACUAGCUGUCUUUUCAGUAUACUUCCAAAUAAGAGUGUCUCUUCCCGCUGUUCAAAGUGAAGGCGCACCCCUCCCCUGGCACCCCCCGCCCCACCCUUGGCGGCAGAGCAGCGUCUGACUGCCAGGGCCCUGCUGACGCUGGAGAGCGGUGGUGACGGAGGCGGCCUCCGCCAGCAGACGGCCACGCAUGACCAGUCCCCGUCCGCCUCCCCUUCCCUGGUCGCCACUCCUCCACGCGGUAGGGGGCCGAGACCCUGUAGUUCCCCCCUAGGCCGGGGCUGAGCCCGCAGGCGGCGGUAGACCCCACGUAGCAGUGCCCUGCUAGGCCAGUAACCGCCGGGAUGAGCACCAAAUAAACUCCCAUUGUGGACA